AUGGCCAAGAACCAGCUCUUCCUCCUCCUCAUAGCCGUCUCCGCCGUAGUGGCCUCUUCUGCCACUCCUCCCACCACGAGCAACUCCACCGCUCCAAGUCCAACGGCAUACGAGAUGCUGGGGAAGUACGGCUUCCCGCCGGGCAUCCUCCCGCAGGGUGUUCAAUCAUACGUCCUCAACGCAGACGGCUCCUUCUCGGUGUCCCUCCCAGGCGACUGCGUGAUCGAUGGCUACGUCUUUACGCUCCGGUACAAGAGCAGAAUACACGGGAACAUCAAGUCCAUGCUGAUUGACGGGCUGGACGGGGUGAGCGUCAACCUCGCGUUCAAAUGGGAAGGCAUUAAUAGCGUUGAACGGAGCGGCGACCGGCUGAAAUUCAAAGCAGGCGUGAUAUCGCAACCGUUCCCGGCUGACAUCUUCGCCGUGAGCCCACGCUGCAACUACAGCUGA
Messenger RNA from Brachypodium distachyon (stiff brome), 450 nucleotides. RefSeq lists its product as uncharacterized. The transcript has a single exon. Lineage: Eukaryota; Viridiplantae; Streptophyta; Magnoliopsida; Poales; Poaceae. The record is from RefSeq and is a predicted model, not a curated record. Bases 1 to 450 code for a protein of 149 amino acids.